Solea solea (common sole) is the source of this 3567-nucleotide messenger RNA. It is a transcript of the gene valopa, whose product is annotated as vertebrate ancient long opsin a. The transcript has 5 exons. Gene Ontology annotation, molecular function: G protein-coupled receptor activity. NCBI's taxonomy places the organism in Eukaryota, Metazoa, Chordata, Actinopteri, Pleuronectiformes, Soleidae. Gene Ontology annotation, biological process: visual perception; G protein-coupled receptor signaling pathway. Gene Ontology annotation, cellular component: membrane; photoreceptor outer segment. The record is from RefSeq and is a predicted model, not a curated record. Bases 315 to 1478 code for a protein of 387 amino acids.
CUCCUCCUCCUCCUCUGCUCCGCUCCUCUCACAUGUAGGUUACCCUCACUCUGUCCAGCAGCAGUCGCAGCUCAGGAUUUGACUCCUCUCUCUACACCAUGCGCUUCGGUCAGAUUUCAGCACAAGAAGUUUAUCCAAGAAGAGUUCCAAAUGCGCAAACGAUGACGCUCCGCGGCGCAAGCAGCGUGUCUAACUGCAGACUACAGUGCGAGCGCGUCCGCAUGAAGUGUGAGUGAGAAAAAAGUGAAGCAGCGGGACAUUUCCUCUCUUAGGUCAACCGAGCAGGUAACUUUCGCCGCGGGUGUGUGGACACAAUGGAUACUUUAAAUCUGUCAGUGACCGCUGUCUCCUCCACUGUGGCUGCUGAGCUCGCCUCCACUGACAAUCCCUUCAAGGCUCCAAUUAGGAACGUGGCGCCGUGGAACUUCACCAUCCUGGCCGUGCUCAUGUUUUUGGUCACCUCGCUGUCUCUGGGCGAGAACUUCCUGGUGAUGUUUGUCACAUACAAGUUCAAACAGCUCAGACAGCCGCUGAACUACAUCAUAGUUAACUUGGCCAUCGCUGACUUUCUCGUGUCCCUCAUUGGUGGAGUAAUAAGUUUCCUGACCAAUUGCAGGGGUUUUUUCUUCUUGGGCAGGUGGGCUUGCGUCCUGGAGGGUUUUGCUGUGACUUAUUUCGGGAUCGUAGCCCUGUGGUCCCUGGCUGUUCUGUCCUUUGAGAGGUUUUUCGUCAUCUGUCGACCACUGGGGAACAUCCGACUGCAGGCCAAGCACGCGAUCCUGGGUCUGAUCUUUGUCUGGACCUUCUCCCUCAUCUGGACCUUCCCUCCAGUACUGGGAUGGAACAGAUACACUAUAAGCAAAAUUGGAACCACCUGUGAGCCUGACUGGUAUUCAACCAACAUGAUAGAUCACAGCUACAUCAUCACUUUCUUUGUCACUUGUUUUAUCUUACCUCUUGGAGUGAUAUUCUUCUGCUAUGGGAAGCUCCUGCAGAAGCUCAGGAAGGUAUCUCAUGGUCGCCUGGCCACUGCCAAGAAGCCAGAGCGACAGGUGACGCGCAUGGUGGUGGUCAUGCUUGUUGCCUUCAUGGUGGCCUGGACGCCGUACGCAGCCUUCUCCAUACUGGUCACAGCUCAUCCGACCAUUAAACUGGAUCCCAGGCUGGCUUCCAUCCCCGCCUUCUUUGCCAAGACAGCCACUGUCUACAACCCAGUCAUCUACGUCUUCAUGAACAAACAGUUCAGGAAGUGCCUCAUCCACCUAUUCACUGGCAUGGGGACCAUACCAGACAGCAACCUGAACCAGACCUCAGAACGACCUGGAAUCACCGCAGAGAGUCAAACAGGUGAAAUGUCAGCCAUUGCAGCUCGCAUCCCCGUGGGUGGCACUGCGUCGCCCAGGUCCGACGACUCUCCCACUGACUGUGGCUCAUUUGCUCAGCUGCCCAUCCCAGAGAACAAAGUGUGUCCAAUGUAACUGUAACCUUCGUCCCAGUGGUUGUUCUCCAACACAAGAGUCUUAAAUUACCCUCUGUAAUCUAGAUAUAGUGUGUUCCUAAAAACCUUGGACAUUUAAGGAAGUGAAGGCCACAAAAAAGAGUCAGCUCUUGAGGUGUUUGCAUAGUGGAUGGUUCUAGCACAUUGUUUUAUAUCUCGCUUGCAAAAGUAAGUAGGGACCGGCACAAAAUGGUGUUAUGCUGAGAAAUCUUGUGGAUAUUUGAUUAAAAAAAAGGCACAGGACUGGGAUCAGGAAGUGGCUGCACCGACAGAACCAACAGAAAUACCAUCCAUAUUUGAUUGGCUACUCCUCUGUCCUGAUUCUAGAACAUAAUCUUGAAUACUCUCACGACCAUCUUUACAAACCUCAUGUAUCACAUCAGAGGUACAUGAUUUUAAUUGAAAGCAUCUGUGAUUGAGAGACUGCUUAAAAGGCAAACUUUGACAUCAGCAACUGAAGGGUAAGCUCGUGUAUCUUUCACUUUUCACAAUGCAUCCAGCCUUUCAUCUCAUCUGGGCCCCAUGAUGGCGCCUGCAGAGAACACAUUAUUUUUCUAUGCUGUUUCAGUACCAUCGCAGGUCAUUCUCAUUCAUCUCCACUCGUCAAGAGGACAGCGCAGAGUCCUCUGAAUUUGGAUUCCUUCACUUUACUUCAUCCCAUGUAGACUAGUCUGGGUCAAAGCUUUCAUCUCUGGUAAAGAUGGUCAGUGGGACUCGGAGAUGCCGGUCUCCUGUUAUGUUCUGUGCGAACGGAGGAGAAAAAACAUUCACACUCAAAUAUAUACACAGCAAAGCAGCACAUGGAGCCUACAUACUGUAUAACACACACUCUCUGCAAUACACUGCCUGUAUUACAAUAUGCUCUAUGACUGUGGUUCUCAAACUUUUUUUUGUACCAAGUACCACCCAAGAAAAUAUAGAAAAUAGUUGCUCUCUCAUCAUCCUCCUCUUCCUCACAUAUACUUCACACACUGGUAUAGCGAAAUUAGAUUAAUGGAUGGAGCGAGAGAUAAGAUGACUCUUAUUAAUGAUAAUUAUUAUUAUUAUUAUCAUUAUUGUUUAAUUUAUUACAUUUUUACCAGUACCACCAGAGGAAGCUCACACACCACUGGUGGCACAUGUACCACAGUUUGAGAACCAUGGCUCUAUGGCCCUGUGAAGAUGAUACAAAGCACCAAUAACAUCAUUACUGAACAGUAACGCAGCAGCCAUGUGCAAAAGCAGCGGUAACCCUCUUUAUUAGCACAGGUCAACAGCAAUAUGAGAGCAUCGCACAGUAGAACCCGUAGAUUUAGCAGUGAGUAGUGAAAUGUGUUGACUUUGUGCUGCAUGUUUGUUCACUAUAACUGGAUAUUUGUUGAAACACUGUUGUCUUCUCUAUGCUGCACAGCGGUUCACUGUGUUUAAAAAAAAAAAAGUGACAGCAUGGUAUCUGUGUGCAAUGAGCUCUGUGUGUGUGUUCUAAUCAUGUCUGGCCAAUCUGUUAGAGGUAACAUUUAGCAUCUUUGAGCAUCAGUGCGUCUGUGUCAGAUUAAAUGUGAUGCCUUAUAAUUACCACAGACGUGAGACCAUGGUUUGACUGGCAAGUUAGCCUCUGUUUGACAGACAUCUCCGUCGUGUGUUUCUUUGUCGCUUUGUUUUUAAUCUAAGAAAACUACAAAUCUGCACUAAUUCUAUUUUAUAUUUAUUUAUUUAUGGGUUGUUGUUGUUGUUGUUGUUUUUUUUUGCUUUAAAUGCUACCACAGAACUAGAGUCCUUCAUAGAGCUAAAGCCCCAAUUUGCAGCAGCACAAUGACCGUCUGUAUGGUUUCAUAUUCACAUUUGCCAUUGAUUAGUUCAAAGAUGUGUUCAGUGACAACCAUUUCAACAUGCUGAGCAUAUACAGGGAUAAUGAAUGUGACUCAUAACAGUCUCCUUUAUCUUGGGCGACAUCACAACAGUAUUUUUUAUUUGGUGACAACUAUGAUAGGAGGACGUGUGGUUAUUCUGAAUUGAGACAUUUGCAAUAUUAAGCGCAGAAAGUUGUCAGCAUGGAUAUUUUAAACCACAACGUGGGAGUAAAACAGCAU